UUGCUGACGAAUGCUGACAAGUGCAGUGGGCGGAAGAAUAGACUAGGCUCAGAAAACCAGCAAUGUAAGAAGUUUCCUCUUUUUAAAAAAAACUAAAUUACAGGACCAUGUAGAAAGUCAGAUUUUUUUGUAAACAGAGGAAUCAUUUGGUGCACCACACGCAGGUUAUGCUAAAUUCUGGCCCGGAUUUUCAGAGAGUCGUGGGGACUCCGUGGAUCUUCCAAAAUGGCAGUUUUCCACAAAUUCAACAUCUAUUCUUGAGUUGUAUCGUUCACAUGGAGAAAAUCUGGAGCAUAAGAGCGAGAGCUCUGUAGGCACUGGGGAUGUGGAGUACAGCAGUAUGCUAAUGCUUGAAGGAAUGCCAGCUAUAAGAAUCAAAACGGAGCCGCCGGAACCUGGGCAAGAGUCAGUUCAAGCUUCUGAAUACGUGCGAAUGGAAGCAGUCCCCAUGUUGAUAAAUAAUGUGAAAAUGGAAUCUUCUGCGUUGCUUAGUGAUCUAAAAACAGAUCCACCAGUGUUACUAAGCAACAUUAAAAUGGAACCACCAGAGGAACUACUUUCGAAUGAUGAUAACCAGCCUCAAACAGAACCUGUUGAUUUGUCCUUAAACAAAUCUAGGACCUCACCCGUAGCGCCAUUGGUUUCAUCUUCGCUUCCAGUUGUAACAGCAGUCUCUUCAUGCUCUUCUUCGGACUUCUCAUCUGGGGGACCAGUCAAUGUUACUUCAGCCAUCCCAGCAGUAUUAUCACCAGGCUCUAUCUUAGCCUCGUCUCAGGGGGUUGGAGGACAGCAGAUCCUGCACGUUAUACACACUGUGCCAUCAAUCAAUUUACCCAGCAAAAUGGGAAACCUGCAGCACAUACCUGUGGUUGUCCAGUCAUUGCCUGUAGUCUACACAACCGUGCAGCCAGAUGGUGUAACAUCAUCAAUCACUGUCCCUCUUAUAGGGGAUGAUGGGAAAAGUGAAGGUGCAGUGAGGAUUGAUCAGAGUCCCAUGUCCCCUAUGGAGACUAAAACUGACAGCGAGGAAGACGAUGACUCACCUAACAUAUCCUUCGACAGCAUUCAUGAGAGCAGCUCUGCCAUUCUCAACCUAUCGGGGGCUAUGCGGGAGGAGGACUCGGUGUGGCAUAUUGAUCCGACCCGGCUGCUGGACGAUCCGUAUGGUGCUCAGAGCAUGCAUGGAAUAAGACGACUUCCAAGAUCUGAGUCGCCUGACCCCAAAAGGAGGCGUGUACACCAGUGUGACUUUGAGGGCUGCAACAAGGUGUAUACAAAGAGUUCUCACUUGAAGGCACAUCGAAGGAUCCACACAGAGCAAGGCCUAUGGCGUACCUUCCAGGCUGCUGUGCAUGAAAACAUUACUGCUGAAGGAGAGAAACCCUACAGAUGCACCUGGGAAGGCUGUACAUGGAAGUUUGCACGCUCUGAUGAGCUGACGAGGCAUUUCCGCAAGCACACAGGCGUUAAGCCUUUCAAAUGCACGGACUGUGACCGGAGCUUUUCCCGCUCGGACCACCUUGCACUGCACCGCAGAAGACACUUGAUGAUGUGAAAGGUACUUUAAGGCCAGCUUCAUAUCAGAGCUCCAGCUCUGCCUCCAUCCCAUUAUUCAGCAUUGCUGAAUUCUGACAGCACCUGCUGUAAGAUGGCACCUGUGGAUGCCAAUUCAGAGAGAGAGAGAGAGAGAGAGAGCCCUGCCGCCCUCAAAAGACUGUGAAACUGUUCAAACCAGCUUUCCUUUUGAUGUUAAGUACUGACUGCAUUUAUGUAAUUUAAGCUAGGCCUGUCAUUUUUGUCAUAAAUUUUUCUUCUUGAUUAUGUUAACACAGGGCAGAGAAAAAGCAGGCAGUCUCUUAUUUGCAGCCCAAAUCAUGUUAAAAGGCAUUUAAAUCCUCAUUGGCUUGUGAUGACUUAAGGUUAAGUAAAAGCAAUAAUGAGGUUGGUGUUAAUUACUAAUGAUGAAUCUUUCAAAGAAAUUAAUAUUCACACUUCAGGUUGUGUCAUUGUAUUUUCCAUUUAAUGUGAACAGUUCAUACGGUGGAAACUCUUGACAUUUUGACCGAUUUUAAUAGUUACCCUGUCUUAAUGUAUGCUUUAUCCAAUCAGUGGUUUAUAGCCAAGAUGCAUAAACUUUGCUGACACAAAUAUGGUUCCUUUUCCCACGUUUCAGCUCUGCACUCCCCUUGGAAUUGUUGAGCAGAUACACUUAAUGAAAGAAAGGGGCUUUCCUUCCUCUGGUAACAACCAUCCUGGGUUACACAGCUAUGUUGUAAAACAGGUUUAUUUUUCAUCCUGCCUCCACUCCCUCCUGAAAUAAUAGAUAAAAGUGGCUAUUAGUUUUGAUCCACUGUAAACAGCUCCUCUCUUAUUCAGGCUUGUGGGAGGUUUUUGCUGAAGCAGCAUUCUCUUUCCACUAACUAGCUCAGCACAGUGAUGGUAUCUGUGGUCUCAGAACCUGUUGCUACUGUUUUUUCACCGUGGCAAUCCCAGUAAUAUUACAGUUUCUGCAAUGGCAGAGACAAAAGCUGGAACUGGUGCCCACACAGCCCUUUGCUGCCACAGAUACUGACUGAGAUGUCUUGGCAGCAAUAUCAGUGAUGUGCCAGUAGUCUUAGUUGCUUACUGUGAAUGUCUCUGCUUGUUACAACAUGAUACAGUUCUGGAGUUGAAUGGUAUAAAUAAAAGAGCAUAUGAACAUUGAACUUGGUCAUUGAAAGCUAACUAUGAAUGUUUCUGUAUUAAUAUACACAAAUUCUUAAACUAUUACUAAUCGCCAGACUCAUUUUCAUUCAGUUUGAUGAACUGUGAAGCCAGAUGUAAAGUUUAAGAUCUCUACUGGUUUAAGAUCUUUUUCUUCUGCUUUAAUGCAUAUUAAUAGAUGCGGGUUAGGGCACAGACUUGCAGCAUUGAAUGACUUGCUGUCAUGGGUGAAAGUUGCAGCUGUCUGAGAUUGCAAAUGUAUGCCCAUCUGCCUUGCCCAUGCUGUUUCUUACUGCCCUGUGAGGUAUUGUUUUGAUUGUGUAACCUAUUUAUCUUGCGUGGUAGUUGUAGAUUGAAAAAAAACUCGGCGAGACCAGCAAAUCACAUUUUAAUCAGAGUAUAUGGGAAUAUUUCUCGAAUGGUCUUCAAGCUUUUGUUGGUGUAAGAGUGAUCUCUAGAUUUCAUUAAUAAAUGACUAAUGCUGAUCAACAAUCA
Carcharodon carcharias (great white shark) is the source of this 3198-nucleotide messenger RNA. Its product is annotated as Krueppel-like factor 8. Gene Ontology annotation, molecular function: DNA-binding transcription factor activity, RNA polymerase II-specific; RNA polymerase II cis-regulatory region sequence-specific DNA binding. The transcript has 10 exons. Bases 341 to 1555 code for a protein of 404 amino acids. The record is from RefSeq and is a predicted model, not a curated record. Gene Ontology annotation, biological process: regulation of transcription by RNA polymerase II. Lineage: Eukaryota; Metazoa; Chordata; Chondrichthyes; Lamniformes; Lamnidae.